AUGCGUUAUUCUGCCAUGGUCAAGAUCGCGCGUAUCGCCGUCGUAGCCCAAUCGAUGGCGAGUCUCGAAAAAGAAGUUUCCAAGCGGGUUACGGGCGGGCAGGAUGUGGACGAGGCCCGAGAGUUUACCGAGAGCUUGUUCGUCAACGUGCGCAGAAAGGUGGAUCGGUUUAUGACCAGGGCCACGGCUAAGUCGCAGCCAGGGGUAAUGGACUGGAUCUUGACGACGAGGACAUAUGGUCUCAAGAUUGUAUAUACUACGCUAGCAGAAGGGCAUAUACAAUGGGAUGGCGACCGUAUUACGUUCCACCGCAUCCAGUUUACCAUGAAUGAGCUAAGGGCCAUGGUAUACCAGAUGGUGCGAGAUACACGGAAGAUGCUGGGCGAUGCGUUGCUGCUUGCGUCGGGCCCGGACCAGGAAGAGCCCGUUGGAUUUCCAGAAAUCCCGUGGGACUUGCUACAAGAUGACCAUGGCGACAGCCGUAUCGGGUACUCGUUCUUACAAGACGAUAGGAAUCCAUGGCCGGUGGAGGGCACGCGUUGGCUGGCAGAAAGGAUUAGCAGCCAUCUAGAGCUAAAACACCGGUGGUUCCGUGGUGAAUAA
Messenger RNA from Truncatella angustata, 603 nucleotides. RefSeq lists its product as uncharacterized. The record is from RefSeq and is a predicted model, not a curated record. Lineage: Eukaryota; Fungi; Ascomycota; Sordariomycetes; Amphisphaeriales; Sporocadaceae. Bases 1 to 603 code for a protein of 200 amino acids. The transcript has a single exon.